AUGGCGGAGGAAGACAGUGUGUACGAGUUAGAGGAGCUUGAAAAACAAUUACAGAGUUUGUUGAUUCGUUACACAAGAGAUGAACUGCGAGCCGAUAGUAAACCAUUCUGCUCUGACUUUUGCAAGCUGGUGGAGGAGUAUGCCUCUCGCUGGCAGGUGCCACUGCCUCAGCUCAGGAUCCUUGGGGUAGCUCUGUGCUACUUUGCUCAAGCCGCCACCUUCUUCACAUCAAACUGUGAUCAUGUGCUCCACACACUCAGUAGUCUGGCAUUGAGUGUUUUUGAGUUGCUGCUGUUCUUUGACCAGAAGGACUUACAUCAGGGGCCACUGAAACACUUCACUAUUACAUUCCAGGAAUGUCAUUUGGCCCUUGCGAAGCAUCAGAAUGUUCAUUUACUUCAGGUUGAGCGUUUGGUUCGGAGUGGCGGGCUUUGGGCCAGCCCAGCCUUGCAAGCAAUCCUCAGUGAGUCCAGUUUACCUCAGAGUGAAGUGGAUGGUUGCAUCAGAUCUGAGCCGCCAGUGUUCUUUGAGCUUCGGGUGCGCUACCUCUUAUCCUGUGAGCGGGUCAAUGAGGCUAUGGCCCUGGCCAAGUGUUGUGCUUGGCAUCCUACAGCAGGACAACACUUGUUCUUCCUCCAGGUCUACCUCACGUGGCUUUUAAAAACUUCACAGCAUGACAGCCUACGAAAAGAGGUGGCUGACUUAAAUGGCAAAGAUGCAGUUCAUAUCAUAUGUAGUUUGGAGUGUGAGGAAAAGGAUGAGUUGUUACUCGCCCUCAGCAGAGCCUUCCUCUCCCAACAGCUCCGCAGGGGAGACAUGUACUAUUUGUGUGACCUUGUUUUCAUAUGGAGUAAACUUUUUCGGCGGUUGAAAACAUUGAAGCAAGCUCUGCUUGAGGAGAGUCAUCAGCUGAUGCUGUCUGCCACCAAUGUCAACUCAAUCUUCCCAUUCAUCAGAGCUAUCCUGCAAGAACUGGGUGAAGAUGGAAUCCAGUUCUGCGUGGAGCUUUGUGCUAAUGCCCUGCAGUCUUGCCUUCCCUGUGAUGUCAUCACCAAGUCCCUAAUCUACAAAACCAUUGCCGGCCUGCUACCCAAUGACCUGGAGGUUUGCCGGGCCUGUGCUCUUCUCGUCUUCUUCCUGGAACGCACUGUUGAGGCCUACAAGAUUGUGUACCUUCUUUACAUGCAUCCUGAUCAGGAGUACCUUGUGGAGUACGGCCCCAUCAGUAAUCACGUUCGCUUUGAAACCCUGCAGGUCUUAAAGAAGGACCUGUGUUUUGACCCAGAGUUUUGGAACCUCAUUGCUUUGCGGACCAACUGUUUGAAGCUUAUGAGUGAGGUGGUGGUCACUGCUGCCCUUGAGGAAGUAAUGGAGGACAAAUGGAUUCUAAACUAUUGCACCAAAGAACCUGCUUUGCGAUCAAGCACAUCAGUAUGUCAGAAACGAAGUAAAGGGUCUAAGAAGCGGCACCACAAAGAGGACAGACAUCAUAAAGAUGAUACUGACGCUGCAUCUAAAAGACUAAAGAUGGGCAAAACACGGAUAAAUGUUGACCACACUGUCAAGAGGAAAGGCAGCCAAGGGUCACGACCUUUGAAGGACGCAUCAUCUGAACCUUUGAGGCGUUCAUUUUGGCAGCUAGACAGACUACAGGACAAUGGGGGGUAUGGAGAACUUAGACGUACUACACGACUCUCAGAGAAGAACCCACCAAAACGGAGGAUCAGAAAGCCCAAGUGGCUUCUGGAAGACUCAGGAACUCUUGAAGAGAAUAAUGUUUCUCCGAAGAUGAAAAAGUAUGGGUCGAAACAUCAAAAGCACCAUCAGUCAUCUGUUGAAAAGAGGCCUGAAACUGGUCAGAUCAAGAACAAUGCAAAACAUAAACCUGCAGUAAACUCUCAUUUAAUGGCAAAGGAAAACAGCAGCAAACACCAGAAGGGAUUUUCUAUGGAUUGUCUCCAACCAGACUCCCCUCCACAAGUAAUUCUUGAGCUCUCCCUACCAGACAAUGAACUGAUGGGUAUGUUUAUUGAGGACAGUUGCAGCAGACAGAGAGGGUUCCCUCAAGUGCUUCUUUACAAACCAACAGUGAAGCUUCCUACCACAUCACAACCUGUGAAGACUGUGCAUGGCAAAGAGGUGAUCCUUAGAGCACGGGACGCAACGAUGUUUGUAAAACAGUUGCACUGUUACGCUCGGCGGCAGAAGGGAAAAGGUAAUGGGUCGAAUAUUCAAGGCUCAGUGUCAACAAUCACACGCUCCUCCGUGCAAGGAAGUCCACCAAAAGGUCAACACAUAGAGCUCUGUGAACAGCCUGCCGCUGAGAUGAAAGGUGGACUUGCCAAUCAGACACCAGCAGCAGAUGAAAUUACAGAAUCCCCAGCUGUGGAAAAAUUACUUCAGGUUCAAACUACAAAAACAGUCUCACGAAAGACCUCUUCAUCCAGAGAGCCCUCUGAAAAGUCUUCUGUUGAGAUGAAAGUCACUGUUGCUUCCCAGACACCUGCAGCAGCAAAAGCGACAGAAUACCCGGUUUUAGAUAAGGUCCCUCGAGCUCAAAUCACAGGAAAAGUCUUGCACAACAAGACUAGAGAGCGCUCUGAAAAGUCUGCUGCUGAGAUGAAAGUUGCCAAUGCAUCACAGACAGUAGCAGCAACUGAAGUGACAGAAGCCCCAUUGUUAGAUAAUGUCCUGCAAGCUCAAGCCAGAGAGCUCUGUGAAGAGUCUGCUGUUGAGAUGAAAGUCACGAUUGCCUCACAAACUCCAACAACGGGCAAAAUUAUUCAAUCCCCUGGUUUUGACAAGUUCUCUAAAGCUCAGGCUGUAAAAGAUGUUUCAAAAACCACAACUGAGGUUUUGCAGACCUUAACUGUAGACAAGAAUCAGAUGGUAGUUACUGAAGAAAUCCUACCAGUCUCCAAUGCAGCCAACAUUUCAAACAUUGGAGCUGCUGAUCCCAUACACUUACAGUCUCAAGAUGUUGUUCUUAGAAAUGGCAAAGAACUUGAACUGAAGUCACUCUCCUCUCAGGCUGAAACUGGCUCUCCAGAGGUGCUCACCACAGUCAGCAACAGCAUUUCUGACAUUUCACACAAACUCUCAGAAGGACCUGUACCUUGUGAAAAUGACAGAAGCCCUGGAGGAACAAUGGUCACAAUUUACGCACCCACAGAUCAGGACAGUAUAAGUGACAUAUCUGCUCUGACAUUAGUAACGGAAAUGGUUACUGAACUUGCACCUGAGACACUUGCUCACAAAGGUCCAGCUCCAGAGGACAGUGCCACCAACGAGUCAAGAGCUGGAAGUAAACAUGAAGUUCCUUACAGAUUGCAUACUACCUCCAGUUGCUCUGGACCAGAUCCGGGAGCCUCUGCACUUACUGAUGUGCAAGGGACGAAAGAGGGAACUCAGGAUAUUACAUUCGAAACACCUGAGAACAGUGAACCUAUGGAAUCAGAGGAAUCCAAGUUGGAAUACUGUUGUACCUUCUGCAACAAACUCUUUAAGGGAAGUCGCGUUGUAGCGCAUGCUAUGUUCCAUUAUCGUAAAGACGAGUGCAUGUUCUGUGGUAUCAUGUUCAAAGAUGACCUCCUGGCCAUGAUGCACCUGUCUGAUCAUAUUGAGAAGCUAAAGAGGAGCAAAGACUCAGCUGGUAACAGCACCCAAGAAAACUGGGUCUCUGAGACCAAAGAUACCACCACACCUAAGACCUCUGCCAAAGCUAAGACCACAACCGUGUCUUCUGGUCGCCGUAGUAGUGGGAGACCAAGAAAAUCUGCUGUCUGUCCUCUGUCAGUAAGCCUUCCAGAUUCAGCCCUACCUGGAUCCAGAAAGUUGAGAUCCAGUGGCAAACCAGUGGGAGAGCCGUAUUUCCAAGAAAAGAAACAAAACUUUUCGAAGCACCUUAAUAGUACAGCUGCUGUUCAUAAGGUAAAUGGGCACAUUGGCAAAAAGAGCGAGCUUGACAGAUUGAAAAGGGACCCCUUAAACUUGGAAGCUAAGCAGCCAUGUACACAGCAGGAGACUUCUCAAGAAGAAACAAGUGAUGCAACUGAGAAUCCCAAGUUGCAAGAAAACCUAGAUAAAGAGGUGGACUCAGCAACAUCAGUUCAGGUAGACAAAGUGUUUAGCUCUUCCUCUAAUGAUAACAUGGAGACAGAAUCUCUGCAGGUCCUAAAGACAACCACAAAACAAGUUGUUGAAGAGAAAAACCUGGAGCUACAAAAGAAAUUUUGCUGUCCUGUGGAUGGUUGCGCUUGGUUUGCAGACCUGUCCAAAAACCGUGUUGCACUCUUAUACCAUGCUCUCGAAGAUCACUAUGGUGAGGUCAAGCCUUUACAACUGGCAUUCCGUAUUGGAAAAAACAGAUGUAGUAUUUGCAUGAGGGUUUUGUGGAGUUUUGAACAUUUUCAGCACCACGUUGAAAGACACAAACUGACUCCUCGGCAUCCUUGCCUUCAUCAGGGUUGCACUGCCAGGUUCAAAACUGGAAUGGAAAUGAGACGCCAUGCCAGGAGGCACAGUCCGCUGCAGGCAGUGUGCUGCCUCCCUGGUUGUUCUCAACUAUUUAUUUGUCUCUGGGCACUGAACCUCCAUGAAAGAGAGCACUAUGCUUCCAAACCCACUAAACCUAUCAAAGCCACAAAUAAGCAAACAGGUGACAAACAGUCGGAUCAUAAGACAAAAAAUGAAACUGCUACCACUACUGCAAAUAGGACUGAGAGUGUAAAGGCUACUUGUAAAUCAAGAGGACAAGCUACACAUAAUUCAUCAACAGAAACACAUGUUAAGGCUCCAUCUCCCACUAUUGUUAGAGCAUCUCUGCUGAAGCAGGAGUUGGAAGGGAGCAGUGAGACCAAGGAUUCACAUGUCUUGAAGAACCUUUCUAACAAGGACACCUCCACACAGCCCACUGGCCCGAAUCUGAGAUUGAGGCAAACGUUAAGAAAAGUUAAAGGAACAAAUACAACUCUGGCAGUGCUCAAAAGUCACAAAGUGAUCCCAUCGUCAUUGUUAAAACACAGUUUCAGACUGAGGCAUAAGUUCAAGAAAAAGCAGGUCAAAGUAAACACUAAAGGUCCUGAGAGAAGAGGGCGCCCUCCGAAGUCAAAGAAAGCUGUGCAUGAUGAAAACACUACUACUGGUCAAAACAAUGAAUCUGUGAAAGAAAAAAAUGAUCAGAGGAGCCCCGCUCAACUUGCAAGCCGUUCUAAAGCAGCAGAACCUUCAAAUGUGAGCAAGGCAUUGAAAGAAGAAAAAAUGAGUCAGCAGGUCCAAGAUGUUGUUAAAACUACAGAAACAUCAAUUGAUGAAUCAAAGUCGAAGAAGUCUGUGAACAAGCAGAUCAAGAAGAAUCAUACUAAACAGAAGGGUGUCUCACAUAAUACCUCAAGACCUACUGUGACAGCUAACCGUUUAAAUCAAUCAGUCACCACCACCUUAGCAGACAAAACACAGAAGUCAACCACUGGCAAAAUGAAGAAAGAUGGUUGUCAUCCUGCUUCAGACUCGUGCAAGUCAGAGAAGCGCAAGGUUUCAAAUGGCAAAGCCAACUCAGAGAUGAAGAAAAAAUGUCCCCUCAAAGAAUUAGGGUCUGCCUCGAAAAAGUGUGCAAAGUCAAAUUCUGCUGUCCCAGGGGUGGAGGCCAAGCCAGCAGCAACAGCAACAGCAACAGUAGGAAAUUCUGCUGAUGAGGAGGGAAAAGCAAAGGUAGAAAACACAGACUCAACACAAAAGCCCUCUGGUAACUCUGUGCCUGCUGUCCCAGCUAACUGUUUAAAUGAUAUAUCGGCACCACCCACCACUUCAGGAGAGAAAGCGCAGAAGGUCACAACAGAAGUAAAGUCAAAGAAAGCACACGUGAUGAAAAAGGAAAGAAAUAAAGAAAAGAAUACUCGUACCACCUCUUCAGAUGCAGGCAAGACAAAGCACAAAGUUACUCAUAAAAAAGGGGACAAAAAAGUGGUCAAGGAGAGACAGCCAUGCAAUGACGAGAGCAAAUCAUCUGUUUUGAAAAAGACAGCCAAGUCAAAACCUGUCGUCCAGCAGUUCGAGGGUAAAGCAGCAGAAGUACAGAGUUCUCGGGAUGUUGAAGGAAAAGUGACAGAAGAUACAUCAGAUGCAACACUUGAGAGCUCUGGUUCCUCCAUCCCUGCUGCCACAGGUAGUGGCUUAAGUGAAAUAACUUGCCCACCCACUGCCACUGAAGAGAGCGUGCAGAAGGCAACAGAAAAGGAGAAAUCAAAGAAAUCUCAUGUCACAAAAAUGCUAGACCCCAACAAAGCAAAUAAGAAGCGCAAGCUUAUUCCGAAAGAUGGUGACACAAAGACUGUGAAGAAAAAGUGCAAACAUCAGGGUGUUCCAUCAGUGUCUCAGAAGCCGGCAAAGUCAGAUACUGAGGUCCAACUGCUCACUGAGGUCAAAGCAGAGGUAGUGGAGAGCUCUGUAGCUGAGGAAGGGGAAACUUCAGCAGAUACAGCAGAGUCUACAAUUAGCAGCCCUGGUUACUCUGUGAUAAUGAAUGGACAAGCAGCAACUGAAGAUGCAAAAUCUACGGCAUGUAAGGACGCUCUUGCAGAGUAUAGUAAGAGGCCAUACAUGCGUCCACCACCUACAGCGUACCUGGAUGAGAAGUACAUCACCAUGCCGAAACGGAGGAAGGAGAUGUCGGGUUUCCACUCGUUUCAGAGAAGUCUCCCCCCUGAGCAGGCAAAGGUUGCAACAGCUCUGCAGAGGCAACGAUGCGCCAACUGUUUUGCUACUUUCAACAGUACCGAGGAUCUGCAGAGUCAUCUCCAAGUGAAGAAGUGUUCAAGCCUCUUUGGAUUUGACUCUGAUGACGAGAGCAACAGUUGAGCAUGUCAAAUGAAGUCAAGGUGAAUUGACGUGGAUUGAAUAUAGACUGACCUGUGGACCUGCGUGGAGCCCCUGGAUGGAUUAUACCUCAACGGAUCAGUGCUCUCUGGAUGACUUGUUCAUUACUAUGGGCAACGGCCUGUGCAUCUGGGGACUGAGAAGGCGAAAGUGUUACCAGAGUUUUCCUGCAGCGUGUGCCUGUAAUGCAAGGCCGGGAGCGGCUCGGACACGAGAACAAGCCAAUCGGAAAACGACAACAGAACCGAAUUGCAGUCAGACUGUUAGCAGAACAGCUAGUACUGAAGUGCCUGCUCUGGAACUGCCGUGCUGAUUCCAGCUGCUUCACCUGGUAUGGAGAUUAAGCAUUAUGGCUUAAAAACCGGACUUGCAAAAGCUGUGACAAAAAAAGAAAAGAAAAAAAUGACUCAAGAUGACAAGGCUGCUCCUGCUUUCACUAGGAUACAUAUUUUUCACAUCAGUAAGCCAUAUAAUGCCAUUAUUUGCUUUUUGCACUCUUCAUAAGAUUUCUCAGUUUCUUUCUGCUCAAACUAAUAGAAAAUAUGUUUCAUCUAAAUGCUAUAUUAACACCAUGAAGUUACUUAUAGAUUAGACUGAAUCUAAACUUUGAAAAGCUUUAAGAUUGCUGUAUCAUCUUUGGGAAUUUUUAAUGUUUAAUUCUUGUUAAAAUACUAAUUGUAUUUCUUGUACAAAGUUCCCAAUUGGGUUGAUUUGGUCUGUGCUUGUCCUCACCAUAAAUAACCAGAAGGGGUCAGUGUGGACCACAUCUUUUUUUGCAACAGAAGGAUUUCUACAUAGACAGCUGCCCCACUGCAUUUAUCAUUGUACAGACUCGAGAAAUUUCUUCAUUGCAUCCAUCAAGCUGUAUUUCCUUUAGCAAUAAUGAUCACAAAACGUGCCAGUAUCCUGCUAAUAUGUUGCUGGCUUCAGUCACUCACUGACUCACGUUCUCUAUUAUUCGCUGUUGGUAAAGAAGCUGACAUACCGGCUUAUAUUAUCUUUUUCUCACUAAAACAUAGAUAAACUGUCCAAGACCAUAGAGACAUUAUUUUUGUUUUAGGGUGUAUGCUCUCUUUUAUUUUCAUUCGAACUAAACUACUACAGUUUUAAGUGUUAGGGGGAGGCCACACCAGUCUUUCAUGAGCAGCAGCAGGUUAUAUUUAUUUAUGUUUUAUUUUCUAUCUUUUGUAAAUAUUUGAAGAGUUUCAAUGGCUUGUUAUAUAAAGGGGUGUCAGCCGGGUUUAUAUUUUGUUCUUGAAGAAAAAAAUAAAACAUUUCAAAUGG
This is a messenger RNA of Chelmon rostratus (copperband butterflyfish), 8157 nucleotides long. RefSeq lists its product as uncharacterized. Gene Ontology annotation, cellular component: nucleus. The coding region runs from base 1 to 6855 and encodes 2284 amino acids. Lineage: Eukaryota; Metazoa; Chordata; Actinopteri; Chaetodontiformes; Chaetodontidae. The record is from RefSeq and is a predicted model, not a curated record. The transcript has 10 exons. Gene Ontology annotation, molecular function: DNA-binding transcription factor activity, RNA polymerase II-specific; DNA binding. Gene Ontology annotation, biological process: regulation of transcription by RNA polymerase II.